CACAACGUCAAGGCAUGCGUAUAACCUCACAAAUGAAUAAACAUUGAGUAAAAAUUUAUUUAUUUGAACUAGAAAACAAUAAACAAGUGAGAAUGGACGAUUUACAAUUGAAUAUUUCUUCUGUUAAAAAGACCAAUAAGAGUAAAAAAGUUACUGUGCAACUAAACAAAGCUUCGGAAUACAAAUUCAUAUCAAAACCAGUGGUCGGUGGUAAAAUUAUUGCUAGAAAAAGACCACAAAAUGCUCAUAGUAAGUUUUCUAUGGCAAGGCCAGAUGAGCCAAAACAAAAGGUGCCUAGAUUAAACGAAGCACCUGUUACAAAGUCUAAUGACUUAGAGACAAAACUAAGAGAUCUUAGUGAAAACAAAGGAAAGUUUAAAGAUAAAAACUAUCAAGAAAUUGUUGACGACUUACAAGUAAAGCAAAAACCUCGAAGCGGAGGAUGGAUUUCAUCCUUAUUUAAAAAUAAUCCUGAUGUACCUAGAAUAGGUCAGAAAGCUGUAAAACCAAUUGUAGAGAAAGUAUUUACUGUUCAGACAUUCUCAGAAUUGGAUCUUCACCCUCACAGCAUUGCCAACUUAAAUCAGAAUUUGAACUUAAAGCAACUUAUGACAGUGCAACAAAACUCUAUACCAGUUAUACUACAGGGUAGAGAUGUUUUAAUUAGGUCUCAAACUGGCUCAGGAAAAACAUUGGCAUAUGCUUUACCAAUCAUAGAGGGACUUCAGGCGAUUAGGCCAAAAAUAAACAGACAUGAUGGCAUCAGAGUUAUUGUUGUAGUACCAACAAGAGAGUUAGCGGUUCAGACAUAUGAACUAUUUGUGAAAUUAGUUAAGCCUUUUAUCUGGAUUGUACCUGGUCUUCUUAGCGGUGGACAAAAGAGGAAAGCUGAGAAAGCCAGAUUAAGGAAGGGACUUAGCAUAUUAGUAGGCACGCCGGGCAGAAUAAAUGAUCAUUUGAGACACACACAUUCCUUAAACUUUGCUAAAACUGGUUGUCUAGUCCUGGAUGAAGCAGAUCGUCUUUUAGAUAUGGGAUAUGAAAAAGAUGUAGCAGCAAUUGUAAAAUCUAUAGAGGAUCAUAAAAAGGCAGCAACAUAUGACCCAAUAGCACUUAUGAGACAAUCUGUUAACAAAAACAUUUCAAAAGAUGAGACUGAGAAUGCAUCAACAGAACACACAGAAGAAAAUCAAGUGAAACAUCAUUUAACAGAAGUUUUUCUUUCAAAGAAUAGACAAACAAUUUUACUAUCAGCAACACUCACAAAGGCAGUAGAAAAUUUAGCCGGAAUAACUAUGCAGGAUCCAGUUUUUGUUGAUACUUCAGAAGGAAAAAUACUUGUAGCAGAUUCAUUGAAACCAAUCGGAGAUGUAAAUAAAAUAGAUGAAAAAGCCAGCAAUAAAAAAAAUAAAAACAAACCAGAGACAGCAUCUCCAGAAAAACCUAAAGUUAUGGCAUCACAAGAAGUAGAGAAAAUUGUAACUAAUAAUGUUUCACCUACUAAUAUUGAAACAAGAAGAGGUUUAAUAGCUUUCUCAGGGAUAAAUAUAGAAGAUCAACAGAAAGAUGUUAAAGACAAGAAAGAUGUUUCAAAUAAAGUUGCCAGUAAAAGAAAACUUGACAGUGAUAGUGAUUCAGAUUAUGAAUAUUUUAAAGUACAGAAAGAAUUGGAAGCAAAUAAACCGAAGAUAGUGGAAGAAGUGAAAGAAAAGGAGAAUAACAAAGAUGAAAGACCUGUUAAAAAGGAGAAUGUAUUUGAAGAAGCAGUAAAAUCAGCAGUUGUUGAUGAUGAAUUAGUUCUACCAGCUACAGUGAAUCAAAAGUUUUUGAUCGUUCCAAUGAAAUUACGACUUGUAACACUUUGUUCUCUUAUUGUUGAACAUUGUUAUUUGGACAAGAAAUGUGGUAAAAUGAUAGUGUUUAUGGCAACCACAGAAAUGGUCGAUUAUCAUUCUGAAUUGUUAGAAACUGUGUUGACGGGAAAAGAGGCGAAAGUCAAAAAGAAAGAAGAUAAGAAGACAAAAGCAAAUAAGCAAAAAACGAAAGGAAAAGGUGAUGAGGAUUCCUCGGAAUCAUCGGGAAAUUCUGAUUCUGAAUUUGAAAUGGAAUAUGAGGCGCCAGAAGAAGGCGGUUUGGUGCCGAUUGAUUUGGACGUGUUCAGUUUACACGGCUCCAUGCCGCACGAGCGACGGAUGGAGGUCUUCAAACAAUUCAGAGCAGCUAAACGAGGAUUAUUAAUAUGUACUGACGUGGCUGCUCGAGGCCUGGACGUACCGCGUGUGGACCUCGUACUGCAGUACUGCGCUCCGGCCUCUGCCACCGACUACGUGCAUAGGGUGGGUCGCACGGGGCGCGCGGCGCAGGUCGGAGCCGCUGUCCUGAUGCUGCUACCUAACGAAGCAGAAUUCGUAAGACAUUUGGAGCAGAAGAGAAUCAGGCUGAGGCAAGCAGACGAAUCAUUAUUAGCGUAUACAUCCUGGGUCCGUUUCUACUCGGCGUACCCGCGCGAGGUCCGCGUGUGGCUGGACGCUCGCCAGCUGCACCUGGGACACGCGGCGAAGGCGUUCGCGCUGCGCGAGACCCCCGCCGCCUUGGCGAGGAGAGCCAAGUCAGACCCCAAAUUUAAAAAGGACAAACCGGUCAAUCGGUUGACAGUGCACGAAGACGAAGAAAAGAAACGACCAGGGUUCCCUAAGGUGAAGGCUGGCCUUAAGAUAUUUAGCAAUAAGGUUGUCAACAAGCAGAGCUCUAUGCACACGGCUUGCGAGUUUGACAACGGCCUGCCUCCUAUUGACACUUACAACUUUAAGAAAAAAAAUAAAAAUAAGCGAAAUUAAAUUGUUUAAGAUACAACGUUAUAUAAAAAUGUUUAUUAAAU
Molecule: messenger RNA, 2878 nt
Organism: Papilio polytes (common Mormon)
Lineage: Eukaryota; Metazoa; Arthropoda; Insecta; Lepidoptera; Papilionidae
Product: probable ATP-dependent RNA helicase CG8611
Exons: 13
Coding region: 93-2837 (914 amino acids)
Biological process (GO): ribosome biogenesis
Cellular component (GO): nucleus
Molecular function (GO): nucleic acid binding; ATP binding
Source: RefSeq, a predicted model, not a curated record